AUGAAUCAAAGGAAGCCAUAAUCAAAACAAGAAGCAAGGGCAAAAGUGGAUUCUGGAUUAAACAAACCUCGUAAAUAGGAUUAGAUACAAAAAAGACCAGAAUCAGCUGUUCAAUCAUAAUCGGGAGAAAAGUAUUAAGAAAGCGAAUAAAAUUUUAUAUACCAAAACAACAUAAGUGAUAAAAUGAGCACCAUAGUUUAAGAUUACUUGCUAAAAUAGAACUAUUUAAAGACUUUGGAGCAGUUUGAAAAUGAAUCCUAAUACAAUCAUUAGAGAGUUGGGAAUUAAUAAGAAUAUUAAAUGCUUUAAUAUUUCGAUAAGGGAGACAGAGAUAGUUUCUUGAAAUUAUGGAAUUAGCAUCUGCCCUAAAACAACAAAUAAGAUUAUGACUUGUGGAAAUUAGAGUUUUAUAUUUAAAUCUAUUUCCUAAUUUAUCCGAUUCAUCCAUACUUAUCAAAGAAAGGGCAAAUAGACAAAUAGUCAAUCAAUGCAUUCAAACAAUUUCUAGAUUCAAAAGGCGAGGACUUAUCAAAAACAAAUGAAGUGCUUCCAUUUUAUGCAUUACCAUACGUGCAAUAACCUUAAAAACAUUAAACAUUUCAACAUUUAUUCACAACUUAAUGGGUUGAAGACUUAAAAGACCGUUUAAAAGAUUUCACAUCUUAAAUAUUUUAAAAUGAAUAAAUCACUCAUUUAUAGAAAUUAGUCUAACAUUAUGAAAACCAAUAUUAGCAAAAUUAAUAUUAACAAAUUUAACAUAACAAUUAUUAAUAAUAGGAUCAUUAAAAAGAGAUUAAAAGAUUAAAUGAUUAAAUUUAAAAAUUGCAAAGUGAUAAUACUGAAAUCAAAUAGAAGUUAAAUCAAUAAGUUUAAGCAUAUCAAGAGUUGAAUAAUCAUGCUGAGAAAAAUUUCACUGAAGCAUAAUAAAAAUGGUUUUCUCUUUGUAAAGAAUUAAUGGUAGUAUCAAAGGAUUUAUAAAAAUAUGUUGAUACCAAUUAAUCUAUACAAAACCAAUAGAAGAUUCAAAAUUUAAAAAAGAAGCUUCUCUAGUAUGAAAAAUUCCUCAAUCAAGAUUUUGAAGAUUUGGUGAAUAAAUCAUAAGACAUUUCUCUAUUCGAAAAAGCCAGCAUGGCUGAAUAAGAAAUAUCAAAUAUAGCUCAUAAUUAAUAAUUACCAACCCCUAUUAAAUCAAAUUAAAUUGAAGAAUAUGUACCAUUGAAUUAUCCCAAAAUAAUUCAGCUAUUUACAAAAUCUAACAAUUUUUAACAUGUGGCAAAUGUGUUGUAAGCUUUGAGAUGGAGAAUAACUAGAGCUAAAAAUGCUCUCUUAAGAAGAUAAGUGGUUGUGGCUUAUGCAACUCAUGAUAUCAUAGGAACACACUCCAAAAAUAUAUUGUUAGCUUAAUAUUUAAUUUUAAAAUCUCACCCUUUAGUUUAAUGUUAAACCUUAAAACUAUUAAAUGCUUUAGCAUCAGAUUAUCAUGGACGAUCAUAUUUAACUGUCAAUCCAACACUUAUUAAGUUUUUAGUCGAUCUAAUUAAAAAAGAACAAUCAGAUAGUCUAAUUAGAAAGAAUGCUAUUGGUGCCCUUUAAAAAAUGUCAUUGAGAAAACAAAGUUAAACCUUCAUGCUUGAAAACAACAUCAUUUAUCAUACAUUGAUAAUUCUUAAAAAUGAACAAAAUAACCUCAGUGAAUAUACUUAUGAAUAUAUUACUGCAUUGAUUAUGAAUCUAUCCUUAAGUUCUAGAGGGAAAGAUGAGCUAACUUAGCAUAAAGAAUUAGCUUUUGAAGUUCUAUACGAACUUAUUGAUUAUCCUAAUGAUCAAAUUAGAACCUUUACUAAUGGAACAUUUUAUUCAUUGUUCAGUAGAAAGAUUAUUAGAGAUUAUGCUUACAGUCUACAAAUUCCAUAAGAAUUACCAAGGCUUUUGGAAAAUUCAGAUGAAAAAUUCAAGAAACAAAUUCAAUAUAUGAUUGCCUAGUUACAAGCUGAUGAGGAUGAUUAUGACUAAUCUCAAAUGGAAGAGGAAAAUGAUGUUGAUGAUCUCGAAGAUGAAGAAGAAGAGUGUAUAGGAGAUGACGAUGAAGAAGAUGAUCUGAAUAAUUAAGAUAAUAUAGUUGGAGAAGAAUUGUUAUAAAAAGACUUUGAAUUAGUUGGAGAUGAGGCAGAAAAUCAAAAAUUAGUCAUGGAUUCUAUCAUUUUAAAAGAAGUUCAGUAGAUAAGAGAGUCUUAAUUAGAAAGAAUGCCAGUCGGAUAAAUCCCCUUCUAUAAUGACACAAAUGAUAAAAAAUAUAAUCAAAAAGCUCAAUAACAUCACAAUCAAUAAAAGCAAUCAAUUUAAGGACAAGGACAAUAAAACAUUAAUUAUAAUGAUAUUCAAGAAUUUGUUUCAAAACCUAAAAUUCCUAGAACCCCUCCAGGAGGAUUGAAAAAAUGAUAUUACAUAAAUAUACUUACAGAUCAAAUUAUUUUCAUUGUUAUUAU
Messenger RNA from Paramecium tetraurelia, 2486 nucleotides. RefSeq lists its product as uncharacterized. Gene Ontology annotation, molecular function: protein binding. Gene Ontology annotation, biological process: cilium assembly. Lineage: Eukaryota; Ciliophora; Oligohymenophorea; Peniculida; Parameciidae. Gene Ontology annotation, cellular component: centriole; ciliary tip; ciliary basal body. The record is from RefSeq and is a predicted model, not a curated record. The transcript is spliced from 6 exons.